Molecule: messenger RNA, 2019 nt
Organism: Suillus subalutaceus
Lineage: Eukaryota; Fungi; Basidiomycota; Agaricomycetes; Boletales; Suillaceae
Exons: 5
Coding region: 1-2019 (672 amino acids)
Source: RefSeq, a predicted model, not a curated record
AUGGCUCCUCCGAGGUGGACGACGGCAGCGGAACUUUCAUGGCUGCAAAACGAAGUGCCAACAUACCUUCAGAUGCAGAAAGAAAAGAAAAUAGUUCGAUUCUUCGAACUACUGUACCCAAAAUGGUUCAGUGGUUUCCCCGAACAUUUGAGAGUUUGGCCCAGAGAGCCAAGCAAAAACUCACCUGACGAGGACACCGAGAUCGACGAAUCUGGUCUUGACUUGGCCAAUGAUGAGGUCAACGCUGAGCCGGACCAUGAAAACAGUGUGAGCGACGGGGAAAAACUCUCCCAGUUGGAUGCAGAGCAGACAGAGGUGCUCAAUGCUGCCAUCAAGCAUCGACGCAAAAAAUUGCGGGAGUGGUUUCGAAACAAUACCAAAGGAAAAACUACACCUGGUGGGACCUCAACUAGCAAAAUCCUAACUACGUUGCUUGGCCAGUGUGCACGAGGCACCCGAGACCUCAAAGAAGUCGAGGUGUACUCGCAAAUUCACUAUGAAUCUAAAGUCAAGCCCUUAGUUUCUGACGACAUCAAGGAAAACAACCUUGUACUACCUGAUCAGAAGCUUCGUGCUAUCCGGCAGCACACGAGCGAAUGUUUUGCAAACGAGUCAGAAGAUGUAAAGGAUGAGGUUCGCGAUGAGACUGUGCGUAUCAAUGCUGCCAGAAAGUUGGGAUCAGUUGUGGCGGGUCAAGAUUGGACAAAAGAGGAAAUUUACCGUGCCAUUCAAGAGCUGCCCAUCGUGCUGGGUCAAAUAUUCGAAGAGCUUUCAACUCUCACGGGUGGAUGGCACUACUCACUUGUUAUGGGUGGGCCUGACCCUUUAUGCGAAGGUGAUAUCAUGACGUUAAGUUAUCACCACGGUAAAUCCUUGGAGGGUUUGAGCUUCAAGACAUCGACACCAAACUUCCACGAACAAUAUUUGUUACCGUUUGAAAAAUACCUGGGUCACAUCUAUGGUCCUUCUGUGAAGGGAACUUCAGUUCCCGCUUCUGCAUCCAGUUCACCUCCUCCAUCAACUAUCAACCUCGUUUCGCCAUCUGCACCCUGUGCGCCUCCUCCAUUGACGACGGAUUUCAUUUCAACAUCCGCACCCAGUGCGCCUCCUCUAUCGACCAUGGACCUUUCGACAUCUACACCCAGUGUGCCUCCUCUAUCGACCACGGACCUUCCGACAUCUACAUCCAGUGUGCCUCCUCUAUUGACCAUGGACCCUUCGGCAUCCACACCCAGCGCGCCUCCAUGGACCAUGGACCUAAUUUCGCUAGAUGAGCCAUCAGACCAGUCAAGUGCCCGCCUACUUCAAGGGCAGGAGUUCAAUACUUCUGGUCUGGUACUUGAUCCACCCCAAUGGAAUGGAUGGCAAAGUCACCCAGACCCCAACCCAUCUUACAUGUCUUCCAUCGCUCCAGACUCGCCGAUCACUGCUUGGAGAAGGGAAUAUGGGUUCAACGGAAAUGGGACUACGUCUGCCGCACUCCCAAGCGCCAUCAUGCAGCCUCAACUGCCAUUUUCCCCACCACUCACCUUCGUACCAGACAUUCCUGUUGAUCAACAUUUGCUGCUGGCCUCUUUGCCUGAAUCUUUGCUGCCGGUCUCUUUACCUUCACUGCCGGUCUCUUUACCUUCGCUCCCGGUCUCUUUACCUUCGCUGCCGGUCUCUUUGACCAAUCACGCGCUGCCGGUACCUGAACGUGCACUGCCGGUCUCUUUACCGGAACCAGCACUGUCAGUCUCUUUACGGAAACCUGCGCAGCUGGUCUCUUCACCACAACCUGCGCUGCCACUCGAACCUGACCAGGUCAUGUUGGCGCAUAAUUCAAAGCCUUCAACAUCCUCCGAACACACUGUCGCAACCCAAGCUAGGCGCUCGGGACACUCAGGACGUCCUUCAACUCGAGCAGAGGAAGCUAACAAAAUUGGUGAUACCAGCUUACAGCAAGUGACGAAGGCGGGACCUAAGAGAAAGCAGAACGUGGUACAAGCUUCAGAGUCUCGGAAAAAGUCUCGGAAAUGA